This is a messenger RNA of Etheostoma spectabile (orangethroat darter), 766 nucleotides long. It is a transcript of the gene vkorc1l1, whose product is annotated as vitamin K epoxide reductase complex, subunit 1-like 1. The transcript has 3 exons. The record is from RefSeq and is a predicted model, not a curated record. The coding region runs from base 68 to 628 and encodes 186 amino acids. NCBI's taxonomy places the organism in Eukaryota, Metazoa, Chordata, Actinopteri, Perciformes, Percidae. Gene Ontology annotation, molecular function: vitamin-K-epoxide reductase (warfarin-sensitive) activity. Gene Ontology annotation, biological process: vitamin K metabolic process; peptidyl-glutamic acid carboxylation.
GACGGUGGGGCACGUCCUCCUGACGCUGAUCCACGUCGCAGCCCUGUCUCAGGCGAACUGGCUGCGUAUGUAUGCGUGUCUCCAGCUAGGCCAGAGAGUGAUGGCGGCGCCCGUCCUGAGAGUGUCCACCCCUCGGUGGGAAAGAAUAGCUAGGCUUCUUGUUUGCGUGUUAGGCAUACUGUUGUCUCUGUACGCCUUUCACGUCGAGAGGGAAAAGGCUCGGGAUGCGAGUUACAAGGCUAUGUGCGACGUCAGCAGCUCCAUCAGCUGUUCAAAAGUGUUCACCUCAAGGUGGGGUCGAGGAUUUGGACUCUUAGGUUCAAUUUUUGGAAAUGACAGUGCACUGAACCAACCCAACAGUGUCUACGGGAUUGUCUUCUAUGCCUUUCAGCUCCUACUAGGAAUGACUGUCAGUGCAAUGGCCGCCCUUAUUCUCAUGACGACAUCCAUCUUGUCGGUGGUGGGUUCGCUCUACCUGGGCUACAUCCUCUACUUUGUCCUAAAGGACUUCUGCAUCAUCUGCAUCACCACAUACGCGCUGAACUUCAUUCUCUUUAUUCUCAACUACAAGCGACUGGUUUACUUGAACGAGGCCUGGAAGCAGAAGCUUCAGGCCAAGCAGGACUAAGCUGUCGAGAACGGAAAGAAAAGUAUGACAAACAACCGAAAGAAAAAAAAAAAUGAAAUGUGACCUCUGAACAUUUGACUUGCCACCAGGAGACCUUGCUUCCAAACAAUGUUUAUUCCGCUCUGUGUUCAAAAAAAA